Molecule: messenger RNA, 597 nt
Organism: Haliotis rufescens (red abalone)
Lineage: Eukaryota; Metazoa; Mollusca; Gastropoda; Lepetellida; Haliotidae
Product: vegetative cell wall protein gp1-like
Exons: 1
Coding region: 1-597 (198 amino acids)
Source: RefSeq, a predicted model, not a curated record
AUGAUCAGUCACUGUACGUGUAUCAGUCUGAGCACGUGGACCGUUAGUAAAGAUCAACCCAGCAGUGACCCACCCACAAGUGGUCCACACAGCAGUGACCCACCCACAAGUGACCCACCCAGCAGUGACCCAUCCACAAGUGGUCCACCCAGCAGUGACCCAUCCACAAGUGGUCCACCCAGCAGUGACCCAUCCACAAGUGACCCACCCAGCAGUGACCCACCCACAAGUGGUCCACCCAGCAGUGACCCAUCCACAAGUGGUCCACCCAGCAGUGACCCACCCACAAGUGACCCACCCAGCAGUGACCCACCCACAAGUGGUCCACCCAGCAGUGACCCACCCACAAGUGGUCCACCCAGCAGUGACCCAUCCACAAGUUGUCCACCCAGCAGUGACCCACCCACAAGUGGUCCACCCAGCAGUGACCCAUCCACAAGUUGUCCACCCAGCAGUGACCCACCCACAAGUGACCCACCCAGCAGUGACCCACCCACAAGUGGUCCACCCAGCAGUGACCACCCCCAAGUGACCCACCUAGCAGUGACCCACCCACAAGUGGUCCACCCAGCAGUAACCCACCCAGCAUUUCUGUAA